Esox lucius (northern pike) is the source of this 1552-nucleotide messenger RNA. RefSeq lists its product as uncharacterized. The record is from RefSeq and is a predicted model, not a curated record. NCBI's taxonomy places the organism in Eukaryota, Metazoa, Chordata, Actinopteri, Esociformes, Esocidae. Bases 79 to 798 code for a protein of 239 amino acids. Gene Ontology annotation, biological process: regulation of apoptotic process. The transcript is spliced from 5 exons.
UCAUUUUAAAUGAAGCACGCGAUCCGAUACCGUGUUACCUUGUAAUGUAGCUUUAAUUGUUAGGUAAAAUUCACAAUUAUGUUACAAAGUGACGGACAAAAUGAGAUCUUACCAGAAAGGCGCCUGCAGCUCCAGUUGCAUGUUCUUAGCAAAUCAAUCUCGUGCUCUCUGGUGGAAAGGCUGUGCAUACAAUUGUUGAGUUCCAGGACCAUGACUGAGUAUGAGAGCCAGGUAAUCAGGUCCAAGGAAACAGACAUGCAGAAGGCUUCCCAGCUGCUGCAGGUGGUCCUUAAAAAGGGCCGCAAUGCUUGUCUACUCUUCUACAAAGAUCUAGAGAGGUGUUGCCCAGAAUUGUUUGAAAGAGUCACAGGCCUCCAAGCUGUGAAAACCCAACAUAAUUCGGAGAUGUCAGAGAAGCGAAACCACUGUCCCGCAACUUAUGUCAUCAACAUCAGCCAUUCAACCUUGAGUAACUUCAUCAUUGGUGGAGGCAGUUUUCAACAUGUGACAACUUGCACACAACAGCCUCUAACUCAAGAUUCAGUGGCUCUUCCGCAGGAGACAAUGGAAGCCAAGUAUGAAAGUGACCACCAGAGGGCAGUACAGGCUUGUACAGAUCCAAAAUUCCAGAGUGUCCAGGUCUAUCGGUCCAAGCUGCAGUAUGUCAUAAUUGGGGACAGCAACACCAUGGAGGUCAGAGACACAGUGGAGGUGGAGGAAGAAGAAGAGGAGGAGGAGGAAGUGGAGGUUGUGGAGGAGGAAGAGGAGGAGGAGGAAGACCCCAUGGAGAGUAAUUGAUUGGUUUUGGGUAGUGCUUUUCCAGAUGCUCAAAUUGAUUUACCUUUUAUGGGGAAAUUCACCUCAUAUGCAGCUGUGGCCUGGCAUUAAUAUCUCCUGCUGUUUUGCUAUUGAGGUACUGCAUCAAAGCUGCCCUUGGCACUCAAUUCCCAUGAGUGAUUUAGUGAAAAAUAUGUGUGGCCAUUUGAACUUGAUUUCUUGAAAAUGUAUAUUUAUUGUGGAUGGGUGGGAUGUUGGUCAGGGCUGCAUUCUAGCAACUUAUUCUGGUAGGUCAGGCACCAGCAAGCUGAAUCGUUCUUGUCUAGCCGGGGAAUGUGCUCUUGUCCCAGAAUGUGUCAGUGAAUACUUCCUGAUUGAGCAAGUAGUGUGAUAAGAAGUAUAUCAGUGAUAUCUACAUUAGAGGACAUGUCUCAAUCUUCAGUUCUUCCAAACCUGCUGUGGAACUGUUGAUGUGAUGAGACAAGACCAUAGUUUUGAAUUGGAGAUCAUGAAAUUGGAUAGGGGAAAUGAGAAACCUUUCAAAAAAGUAUUGAGCAAUACAGAUAGUACGUUCUAUGAACCUGAUGUGUAAUGACCUGAAAUGACUAUUAUUUAAAUAUGGCAAGAAGUACUUACUUAAAUGUUUACUUAAUUUAUUUUGUCUACUACCCGGUUUCCAAAGUUGGGACUUUGGGUCAAAUGAUAAAGGAAAAACAGAAUGCCAUGAUGUACAAAUCAUUUAAACCCUAUAUUCAAUAGAAAAUAUUGUGCCCGG